Caenorhabditis bovis is the source of this 942-nucleotide messenger RNA. NCBI's taxonomy places the organism in Eukaryota, Metazoa, Nematoda, Chromadorea, Rhabditida, Rhabditidae. The record is from the annotation of a GenBank genome assembly.
AUGAGCCUCCCAGUUGACAUGACAACCGCUGCAAUUGCGAACCCACAGUUGGAAAUGAAAGAGGAUAAGGAGUUAAUCGAGGCACCCAAGAACAAUGGUUUCAAUAUCAGCGAAAUACUCGACAAUGAGCAAAAAACAAACCAUCAAAGCUCGCCAUCGGCUUCAUCAGAAGAUAGCGGAAACGACGCAGAUCAGCCAACAGUUAACAUUGCAUUUGAUCCUCGGGUUUCAUUCCCAUUUGCGGCUCUACUUCAUCACAAUCUGCUCACUGCGGCAACUCCGAAUCCAUUGCUCGGAGCGAUCCCAAUGAUUCCAUUCAUGGGUUUCCAGCCACAGAAUACUUUGAUGCAUUUCAAAAACAUGAUGCCGCAAGAGUUCGUCACACGAACGGAGGAGUCUCACGAAGACAACAAAGCAAAUGGAAAGCCCGAAGAGCUCAGAGAUUCCACCGGUGGUAGUCCAUUGGAAUCAGAUGUCGACGAUGAUGACGAAACAGCUCGUGGAAGCGAUGAUGAUGCAAAUUCAAGCGAUCCGUCGAUUCAAAGAAAGAAGAAAACUCGAACUGUAUUCAGCCGGUCACAGGUCUCGCAGCUUGAAAUGACGUUUGAGAUGAAGCGCUACUUGAGCAGCCAAGAGCGCUCGCAUCUCGCGCAGAAGCUCAAUCUCACCGAGACUCAGGUGAAGAUUUGGUUCCAAAAUCGGAGAAACAAAUUCAAGCGUCAAGCUCAAAGUGACGAUCCAAACAUCUCGCUUCAGCUUCAUCGCGCCAACAUGUUCACAAUGCAAUCAAACGCUUCCAUUCAGAAUGCAAUUGCUCCUCCAGCGAGCAGCUCUCCUAUCAAUGUACGUCCUGCUCUUCCGGCUCAUCUUGAUGCUUCAGCGGCUGCUCGCUUUCUAUUCAAUUACAGUGCCCUCGCCGCCCAAGCACAGAAUCUCAUCUAA